AUUUUCAGGAUAUCCCUGCAGCAAUUAAAGUCAAUUGCAUUGCCAUUUUUCAGCAAAAAGCAUUUAAGCCGGCAUUAUAGCAGGGAAUGCAACUUUUCUAGUUGAUCUACUUAGUUGCCAUAUAAAUUUAGAUUGUGUUUUUCUGCCAUAAGCAGGGAUAAAAAAAAGAGACAAGUUGUGUUUAUGACAGCAAAUGUGAUUUCUGCAUGGUGUGAAUCAGGACUCAGACUGGAGCCUGUGCAGCAGUGUUGUUUGCUUUUUAAAAAUGCCAUAAGGUGGAGAUGAGCUGUGAAAAUGAUUCCACCAUGUUUUGAGAACUUGGCUCCAAAGAUGCUGAUUCUCUCCUCCUCAGUGGGCCAAGCAGAAGCUGUGAGCGAGGAGGAGAUGCUUGCAGCACAGCCAUGGCUUCCAUGACAGGUAUUGUCACCCUAAUAAAACCUGCACAGAUGCAGAAAUACCCCCCACUCCCCCUACAUCUAUUUCGCCCCCACCAACAGGCUUAAAGGGUAUAAUUUACAGAAAAAUCUUUGUGUUUGUACAGUAAAUCUUCAAUAAGGGAUGGUGAGACAUCCAUAACAACAGGGGGAAACGGGUGAGGAGGGGGUCUGGAAUGAGCUCCAGUGGCGGGGGAGAUUUCUGUGCUGCUGCUGUCCUUCUUUUCUUUUCUUUUUUCCCUCCCCCCUUCUUUCUCUUCUUCUUUUGACACCUCGAAAGAGCGCAAGGAAGCUGUUGGAGAGGAGCUGAUAACAGAAGAAAUAGCUGAUCCGCCCUGAAAGAGCAGCGACGGAGGAACCUGCUCGUCUGGAUGAGAGACCCCCGCUGCGCGCAUCCGCGCGGCGCCGGAGCCGCGGCCGCGGAGGAGGCAGCAUCACCGCGCGGAUGAUCGCAUCCCUGAUCGCGCGCAGGUAUUACAGGCCAGAUUAGCGACCGGGCGGACAUCAGCUGUCGACGUUCUCCUCACGGAGAGGCGGGUUUUCAUCCGCAAAUGUGGGCUGCUGGAGGAGGGCCUGCUCGCUGGGAUUAAUCACUGAUCAUGUCGAGCCGAGAAGCACCGGUUUCCUUCACCGCCGCGCGGAUGAGACUCUCCGGUUUGACAUCUGCACCUGAAAUCCACCGACUGUGGUUCUCCAAGCCUAAGAGGAAAGAAAGGCUUUCCCCUUUAAAGCCACAAUGGGACUAACCUGAUUUUCUGUCAAUACUGCUGAAUGCCAGGUGUACAAUGUCAAGCUACCAGGUACCUGGGUUGGGUACAAAUCUAACAGAUCUCUCCGGGGAGCAGGAUUUAAGGAGUCAGGAGGCACACUGGUCCUCCACUGUGGGCAGCGUGGUGAAGAUGGUGCUCAUAUCUCUGAUUGUGUGCUUAUCCUUGUUUGGAAAUGUGGUCGUGCUCAUGGUGUUCCACAGGAAGCCUCAGCUCCUCCAUGUCGCCAACCGCUUUGUUCUCAACCUCCUCCUGGCAGAUCUCCUGCAGACCGUGUUAGUCAUGCCCUUUGCAAUUGCCGCCUCCAUGCCAGGUGUUUGGCCCCUGGAUGCGCGGCUGUGCCAUGCUCUUGUGGUGCUCAUGCACCUCUUUGCAUUUGCUGGAGUGAACACCAUCAUAGUGGUCAGCGUGGAUCGCUAUCUGGCCAUCAUCCACCCUCUGUCCUAUCCCACUCGGAUGACUCCUCAUUUGGGCACCAAUCUGAUCGUCUGCACCUGGGUGCUCAGUUUCCUGCAGAGCACACCCCCACUGUACGGCUGGGGGGCCAUUGACUUUGACCUGCACCACAAAGUCUGCACAGUAGUUUGGUCCUCGAGUUUGACCUACUCUGCCCUCGUCUCAACGUUCUCUUUCUGGCUGCCUAUGCUCAUCAUGCUCGGAUGCUACUGGAUGGUGUUCAGAGCGGCCCGGAGACAGAACGCUCUCGUCCACCCCAUACAGACACAGUCCUACACCCAACCCUUCCAACAAGACUUCCAGGGAUCUAGCAGUCCUCAGGAAUCAUCAAACCCUCAGCAGUCCUGCUCACCCGAAGGCCCCUACACUGCCAGAAGACACCCCGUCCGAGUCAGACACAGGCGUUUUCAUUACCACUGCAAGGCAGCUCGUGUUGUUUUCGUCAUCAUGGCCUCGUAUAUUUUAAGCAUGGGUCCUUACAGCGUGUUGAAUACAAUAUCUAUGGUGAGCAAAGCAGCGGUGCCCCCCUGGUUAUCCUCCCUCGCCCUUGUGCUCUUCUUUUUACAGUGCUGCCUGCACCCAUACAUUUAUGGCUACAUGCACCGCAGUGUGAGGAAAGAAUUCAUCGCUUUGCUCUGUGGGCUCCUCUGCAAGCAGAGUCAUCCCAACCAGAGCUCCGCCAUGGAGAGCUGCUACACCACGACAGAGGGACGCUCCGGUGCUCACCCUCACCUUCCCAGCCUGGCAUCCCGAGUCCUGCCCCUGCGGACAUGGGAAGAGUGCACAACGUCCUCGUCUCCCACUUCAGAGAGGAAGUCGAGAGACAGCCGGAAGGAGACCACCUCCACCAGCAUCAGUUCUGAGAGGGAGCUGCCGGUUCCCAGCAAACAAGGCACUUGAGCUGCAUUGUGUCAACAAACAUGGAUGUUCUCAACAGCUUCAUCCCAAAGCUGCCGACACUUACAGCUUACAACUUGAUCACUGAGACAUUGACCUUCAACUUUGUCAAAUGAUCAAGUUUCUUUGAAAAAGUAUUAACUCGUAUCUAUGUUAGUAGUUACUAGAAAUGGCUAUAGAAGAAUAAAAAACUGUAAAAUAUUGGUGUAUAUGUAGACUGACGAGUGUCCUUGUGGCCUACAUGUACUUUCCUGUAAAGCGACCAUUUGGUUUCCAGUAUUUGUAUCAAAAAAUGUAUGCAAAACUGAACUUGCUACUGUUAUUUGAAGCAUCUAAAGCUAGGGUAAUCAAGUGAGACCUUCAGAUACCCCGAUAAAUCUGCAGUAUGUGCACAACACCUUGAUCUCCUUUAAAAAUGUCUAUUGAUUGUGGUCAAGAUUGGUUGAGAGUGCAAUUACCUUUCAUAUCCGAUGAACUCAGGGUAUUUCUCGUGGAAAACUUUUUAAGUGCCCAUCUCCGUUCCUCAAAUCUUUUGUAUGUACAUUUUGUGUCUGCAUUUACUCUUUUUUUAGUCUAGAAGCGCCUUUUCAAAAAGUACACAACGUGACUCAUCGUGCCUUUCAGUUAAGACAACAUCGAAGUGUUAGUGAUUCCUUCUCAAUGGGACAGCCAACUGUCCUCGUUAAACUUUGUUCCGACUUUUCUUUUUUAUCUAGACGUUAGCUAUAGGGUAUUUACCUGCUAUGACAGUGUCACAUUCGGAUGUUCUGCCUUUGUGGAUUGUUUUAAACUCCAGAGAACACAGAGAGCAAGGUGUGACAUAAAUCUGACUGCAGUAGGCUUGCAUAAUUUAUUCAGUGUAGGCAGCAUGCCAAGAAAGCUUAUGUAACGUGUUUCUGAGAGUCCACUGAACAUAUGUACAUUUGUAAAAAACAGAAAAACUUCAUAUACCUGUGUUUUUAUUAGAAGUAUUAAAAAAGGCCUGCAGACGCCACAAAGAAGACUCUUGUAUACAUCAGUGCUAGAUGCGUGUCAUGACUCAUCUCUGAGAAACUAUUGCUGUGAGCUAAAGCAUCUUAGAUGUCUUACAAUAAAAGUGUUUUCAAACUUUUUUUUAGCCAAGUACCUUAAAAAAUAAUAUGAUAGACAAAACGUAAUUUUAUCACCUUGUUGUAUUAUUUUUAGUGGGACAAUUAGCGAUUAAUCAGCCCCAGUUUGGCUGAGAACCUCUGUUUGCUGGAUGAGUUAACAGGUGAAAAGUGAGCAGCAGUUUUAUAGUUGACAAUCAAAACUUGCAUUCUCUACGGAGCAGUAUGUAUUGCUGAAAUAUAACUGUUUUUGUCUUUAAAAAUCCACUUAUUUUGUGGUUUUGUUCACUUUUCUAUAUUUCAAUAUUCCAACCGUUUGAUGUUAAAUAAAAGUAAAUUAUAAAUCUGUGUACAUUUUUUGAACCUAAAAAAGACAGUUCUAGAGAUAAAUGUCAGGAUAACAAAAAAAAGCAAAUUUAUCACUUUUAAAAGACAAAACAAAAAACUAUAGUGGCUGUGGUUCAGGGGUGGAGCGGCUGCCUUAUGUAAGAAAGGUCACAUUUGAAUCCCGCUUUGCCUGCUUCUGCUUUGAAGUGCGAUUCACGAAUUUAAAUGUGUUUGAAUGGGUCUGUGACUGCAUAGCACUUCAGACCCUAAAAGACCCACUCCGAUGAAAAUGGUGUUUUUAAUAUGUGGCAUUUUUCUGAUGAUGGACAUAUAAAGAAAAUUAAUUUUAAAAUUGCAUUUCUGAGUAAUUCUUAUACAAAUCAUAUUCAAUCAGACGGGAAAAUGUUGGUUAAAAAAGCUGUGAUGUAGAUGCUACUACAGCAAACUACAAGCUUCCUCCUCCACUCCAUUCGGAGGCAUCCACUAGUACUAUAAUGACUCGAUACGUUUGUUUUCCUCGUCUAAAUUGGCACCUAGUUCAUAACUGUUCAUGUCAGACAUUGUUCUCCAUUUUUGUUGCACGGUUAAUGUUUGGUUUGGGGUGUGAGUGGCUAAGCUAGCUGGAGAAAGUGUAAACAAAAGGUUUGUUUAUUCUUUUAUUUUUGUAAUGCCAUGACAUGGACAUUAAAUAUGGAUUAAUGGUCUUUCGUUCAGAAACAAAUAAAAGGGAAUAUUAUUUAAUAUGAAAAAAAAGCAUUUUCUUUAGUAGCUCAAAGACAAUAGUACGUCUUUUUCCGUGGGUUACUUACACAUUAGAGAAACAGUCUCCACCUUCAAUGAAGCCACACCGCUUAAAGCAAACAGCAGCAGUGUUUAUUCUACCUAAUGGUUCACUCAUUAGAUCUAAAAGGAUGCUUCUCAACAGAAAGAAAGAACUUCAGAGUAUUAAUAUUUUACUAGGUGACAAUGUUUUUCGUGGCAAAUUCAUCACGUCUGAGAGACUGUCUUUAAUAUGCAACAUGUUGUAGCUUUGUGUGCUUCUUAACCUAAAACACUCAUGAUGUAGGCAAACUUAAACCCAAGAAAAUGAACAAGUAUCAUAGCAACAUCAGUAUUUUAUGUUUUAACUAUAUUACAGGCUGAUAUUCAGGAAUUUAAAGCCUAUUUUUAGAAUCAAAAUAAAAAAAACUUCAAAGUGGGAAUUGAUAAGGAUGACAAUCUUUAAGUAGCAUUCUCCCUCGCUCUCCUUCUCUAUACAAUAUAUGUACAUACUCAUUCAAUCAUUACAGAACAGGAAAUAAAAAAAAAGAAA
Molecule: messenger RNA, 5281 nt
Organism: Oryzias melastigma (Indian medaka)
Lineage: Eukaryota; Metazoa; Chordata; Actinopteri; Beloniformes; Adrianichthyidae
Gene: gpr101
Product: G protein-coupled receptor 101
Exons: 1
Coding region: 1220-2557 (445 amino acids)
Biological process (GO): G protein-coupled receptor signaling pathway
Cellular component (GO): membrane
Molecular function (GO): G protein-coupled receptor activity
Source: RefSeq, a predicted model, not a curated record